Messenger RNA from Tympanuchus pallidicinctus (lesser prairie-chicken), 5356 nucleotides. RefSeq names its product paxillin (gene PXN). The record is from RefSeq and is a predicted model, not a curated record. NCBI's taxonomy places the organism in Eukaryota, Metazoa, Chordata, Aves, Galliformes, Phasianidae. Bases 492 to 3944 code for a protein of 1150 amino acids. Gene Ontology annotation, biological process: transforming growth factor beta receptor signaling pathway; substrate adhesion-dependent cell spreading; endothelial cell migration. The transcript has 14 exons.
UGCUUUAAGAUUUGAGAGGCGCUAACCUUAUGGCACGGGCUCCUCUGCCUGGCACGAGCGCCAGUGUUUCUAGCGAGUGGAAGUUUUUUCUUCUCUUCAGGAAUCUGUGAGCAGGCUCCACCCAGCAAGCUAAUUAUUUCCAGGAGAAGAAAUUGCAUUCACCUGGCAGGCUCUGGAAGCUCAUUAACUGUGAUAUGUGCAGAGUAUUCUUCUUAGGAAAGCUGAAGCACAUCUUCCUUCUGCCGCGGUGAUAGACUCAUUUGAAAGCUGCAUGCUUCUUGCAGUGCCUUCAGCUCUGGAGAAAACCCCUCCCGAGAGCUUGUUUCCUGCAAAAAGCAGUGCCUGCGGCCACGUUAAAUGACUCCAUGAUGAUGUGGGGCCUGUAAUUAGCCUGUGUCAAUAUCCUGUUGCAAGUCCAUCUCUAGGCAGGUUUCUCCUAGGCUGCUCUUCUGCAAAGCGUACGCUGUGCGACUGCAGGUUGCAGUUAUUGCAUGGUUUUCCAUUUAAGACAAAGAUCUGACACAAUUUUUCUGACUGCUCUGAUACCUUUCUUUGUACUGGAAAUCCGAGGUGCAGCAGCAACUCACAGCACAUUUGACGCCUUACUGGCAGACCUGGAAUCCACCACCUCGCAUAUCUCUAAGCGACCAGUGUUUCUAACAGAGGAAACGCCUUACUCCUACCCAACUGGAAACCACACGUACCAGGAGAUUGCUGUGCCACCACCGGUGCCUCCGCCGCCUUCCAGUGAGGCCCUGAAUGGCACUGUGAUUGACCCCUUGGACCAGUGGCAGCCCAGCGUAUCCAGAUACGCCCACCAGCAACCUCAGUCCCAGUCUCCGAUAUACAGCUCUAGUGCCAAAAGCUCCGGUGCCUCUGCUCCUAGAGACGGGCUCAGCUCCCCUUCUCCCCGUGCCAGUGAGGAGGAACACGUCUACAGCUUCCCAAACAAGCAGAAGUCUGCAGAACCAUCUCCCACCAUGACCAGCACCUCUCUGGGCAGCAACCUCUCGGAACUGGACAGGCUUCUCCUAGAACUGAAUGCUGUUCAACAUAAUCCCUCCAGUGGCUUCCCAGCAGAUGAAGUCAGCAGAAGCCCAUCCCUGCCCAACGUGACCGGACCUCACUAUGUCGUCCCAGAGAGCAGCAGCUCUGCAGGGGGGAAGGCUGCACCCCCUACAAAAGAAAAACCAAAGCGAAAUGGUGGGCGUGGGAUCGAAGAUGUGCGUCCCAGUGUGGAGAGCCUGCUGGAUGAGUUGGAGAGCUCUGUGCCAAGCCCAGUCCCUGCAAUCACUGUGAGCCAAGGGGAGGUGAGCAGCCCCCAGCGUGUCACCGCCAGUCAGCAGCAGACCCGUAUCUCUGCUUCUUCAGCCACACGAGAACUGGAUGAGCUGAUGGCGUCCCUCUCUGACUUUAAGACUAUGUCUCUGAUUCCUGAACCCUCCCUAGAACCCGAUUCAGCAGAUGCAGACUCCAGCAGCAUUCCUCCCAGUUUAACCAUGCUAUCCCCUUCCAGAUGCCCUUCUGUCAGGCACAGCGGGGAUGUGGCAGUGCCAGCAGGUUCCCCCUCAGCAGUUCUCUGUGCUGAGGAAGGCAUUAGCACUGUAGUGUGGCCUGCUUCGGGGCACUGUGCCACUCUUCCACGCGUACCCUCUUUGCCACAAAUGGUCCCUGUGCCCCCUCCACGCGUCUCUUCUGUUUCUGCUACUCGUGGGGAGCAGAUGGCCUCUGCAAGUUUGGUGAGGCUGGCUGGAAAGCCUGAUUCUUCCAGGAAGACUUCCCAGGCUGUGCCCAGGGCUGAGCUGCUGUGUAGAUCUGCUAAGGUGGAGGCACAGGGCCUGGAGCUGGCAAAAGAGAGUGAGAAAAAGGAGCAGAGAAGUGACCCCAAACUCUCAAGCAUCUCAGUUUCAAACACUGGUAUAAGUGAUCAAGGGAAGGAGCAGGCAGCUAAAGAAUUGGGUCAGCAGGGAGUGUCCAGGGAUAAUUCAGCUCUUCCUUCUCAGGGCAAAAGUGUGAAAGCAGCUUUAGAUGAGCUGUGGGCCCUGGAGCACGUACCAGAAGUACACAGAAAGGGUGACAGCAUUUUGAGUCCUGUGUGUGACCCUUCUGUUGUGGACCUGGAUCAGUGGGCUGUCUUCCCAGACACUGAAAAACAGUUGGGCUUUGCUGUGGAGCGAGGACAGGAGCAAGAGGCUGAAGUAUCACCUGAAAUCCAAGUAGGUGGCUGUCCUGAGCUGGUCAAGAAGAGGCAGGGCAGGGAGAGAACUCCCAGAAAGGCAGGUACUGCUAACAUGAACAAAGCUGGAGAAGAUGGAGAAAAUGAGCAGAUCAGAAGCUCUGCAGUUGCUCCAGAAUCUCCUGAAAACACUUGGAAAGCUGAAUGGGAUUUGCCGUGCCUCUCCAAACCACCCAUUGAAAGGAUUUCUGCAUCAGGCCAGAUUAAGUCUUUAAUCAAGAGGACAAAAGAAACCUCCAAUGUGCAUCCAAUGAGUCGUGACCUCUCUCCAAGGCGUAAAUUAGGUCCUGCAAUAUUUCACAAGACCGAGUCCCAAGAUCGCUUGAUUGAAGAGCUGCAGGACAGACUGGGAGUUGCUAAACAGGAAAAGGAGGAGCAGAAAAGCCAGAAUGGCUGGCUGACAGAGGGGGUCAUUGUCACUGCCCGACCCCAGGGGGAAGAGCAAAAUGGUGGACAGCAAAUAGAGAAGGUGGUAUUCCCUCCAGAAUCCCCACACCCUCGAAGGAGGACAGUCUCUGUGUCAGCCUCUCCCCCGCUCCAGCCUUCCAAUGAAGCUGUGAAGACAGUCCCUGCUAAUGCUUCUCCCUCUCACGUACCUGUCCUCCCACUGCCAGCUCAGCCCUCCCAUGCACUAGCUACCUCAGCUCCGUGUCCAGCCUCCUCCUAUUCCUCCCGCUUGGCUCCCCAGCCACUUUUCCAGUGGGAAGCUUCUGGUGCUGAUUAUCAUGAGCUCUCUGUUGUGGGCACCCCUCCUUCUGAAGAUCCUAGGCACUCUUCUCCCCAGACCUGGACCCCUAGCACCAAGACAGUCGUUUCUGUUGGCUGUCAAACAGAAGAUGAGGCUUUCUUCCCGCGGAUGCAGUUCAUGGCACAGGGGAAGGCCGGCGGCAGCAGCUCCCCACCAUCCACCACCCCCAAGCCUGGCAGUCAGCUGGACACCAUGCUGGGAAGCCUGCAGUCUGACCUGAACAAACUGGGGGUAGCAACAGUCGCCAAGGGUGUGUGCGGAGCCUGCAAGAAGCCGAUUGCUGGGCAGGUCGUUACAGCCAUGGGGAAAACCUGGCACCCUGAGCACUUUGUCUGCACCCACUGCCAGGAGGAGAUCGGGUCACGGAACUUCUUUGAGCGGGAUGGGCAGCCCUACUGCGAGAAGGACUAUCACAACCUCUUCUCUCCUCGCUGCUACUACUGCAAUGGGCCAAUCCUUGAUAAAGUGGUGACGGCUUUGGACAGGACGUGGCACCCUGAACACUUUUUCUGUGCCCAGUGUGGAGUUUUCUUUGGACCUGAAGGAUUUCAUGAGAAGGAUGGCAAAGCCUAUUGCCGCAAGGAUUACUUUGACAUGUUUGCUCCCAAGUGUGGAGGCUGUGCCCGGGCUAUCCUGGAAAAUUACAUUUCUGCCUUAAACACCCUGUGGCAUCCUGAGUGCUUUGUCUGCCGGGAAUGUUUCACACCAUUCAUCAACGGCAGCUUCUUCGAGCACGACGGGCAGCCCUACUGUGAGGUGCAUUACCACGAGCGCCGCGGCUCGCUGUGCUCUGGCUGCCAGAAGCCCAUCACGGGACGCUGCAUCACUGCCAUGGGCAAGAAAUUUCACCCCGAACACUUUGUCUGUGCCUUCUGCCUCAAGCAGCUCAACAAAGGAACCUUCAAAGAACAGAACGACAAGCCCUACUGUCAGAACUGCUUUCUCAAACUCUUCUGUUAAAGGCAUCAUAGAUGGGAGCUAAGCAUCUUUCUGCCGCCCCUUGUGGCAGUUCUGUCUCUUUGAACAUUACUGUGAUUUAGAAACCUUACCAGGCAGGGGAGGGGGCGGGUGGCAGUGCUCAGUGCUGCUGCAGAGAGGCAGUAGAUCCAGAGAUGAGACGGACCAUUAAACUGGAAAUGCCCUUGCUGUGUCUCAGUAGAGAGAGGCUCGGUCCCCUCAUUACGGUGUAUCUGUGUAUGACUGACAGCUGAGCUUAGCCCCAGGGCUCCACGGGGAGGCUGUCCUCAGCCCCUGCUGCCAGGAGCAGCUCUGCAUGCAGGAUUCUGCCUGUGUCAGCUCUGGGCAAACCCUGACACUUGCAGACAGCAGUUUUGACACUUGGCACAGUGAGGGCACCCCGUGAUCUCAGCAGCACCCUGCCUCUGCUCCUAGAGCCACGUGGCAUGUGUGACUUACAGACCAGAGCCUCAGCACAGGCUGCCACGGCCCUGCAAGGGUCUCUCCAGUUCCAUUACACUGUAAGGAGUUGAUACCACUUUUUGUUGUUGUUGUUUUAAGAGGAAUGAAGGUGUUACUCUGUGGGUUCUUCCUGGUUUGUUACUCCGUGCCUCUUCUCAGCACGUGGAAGCAGUGGGUGCUGUCCCCCUUCAGAAGCGUUGGUGCAGGGAGUCAGAGCACAGCACUGCUGCCCAUCCCCCGCAGGAGUGCAGGCUGUGUCCCACUGUCAGGGCCCGAGCUCCUCCCAAGGGAGGGGGGGAAGAAGCGGAGGGGUUUAAGAAGCCAGGAAACAAACCAAGUCCUAACUUUCUCUUUCUCCUUCCUCUCUUUGCUAACGAGAGCUGCCAGCCUUCGGCCCUUCCCCUCUCUGCUCCCGUCCCACGUGUGCUACUAAGAGAUGCUACAGCAAUAACUUUUAUACUGACUGUUCUGCCAAACCCCGGGCGGGCUCUGCGACACGCCCGGUUUUACUAUGGGAACGAAUACUGUAUCCUGUCUUUGAUAAGAUUUCUACACUGAUUUUCGAAUUCGUAUCUAAUUUGCUUUUAAUCCUCUUAUACAGAAAUUGGUUUUGAAGUGAUUUUAAAGAGAGCGACUUUUCUAUCAGCGCUGCGGUGGCGGUGCCGUUCAACCCAACGGGCGCGGGGCGCCGCUUAGCGCGGCUCGGGGCCGGGGAGCGCAGCUCGUGCUGCGGGGCGGGGCGGAGAGCCGCGGGGGGCGGAGCGCCGUGCCGGGCUGUGCCGGUGCCGCCUCCUCGCAACGGCGCUACGGGCGGGCCGAGCCCCGCAGCCCUCGGAAGGCAAUAACCGGCUCUGCCGGGCCUCGCCGCGUCGCCCCCCCGCCAUGUAACGCUCUCGCUGCGCUUUGCUUCCAUUUACGUUCUUGCAGUUACGCCAAUAAAGUUUGUACCGUUA